AUGGUGGGGAGCCGUUACUACCCUCAGGUCUGCCGAGAGGGGUGGAGUUGGAGCCUGGAACAGGGACCUCUAGAUGAGAGCCAGAGCCAGAGACACAGUGAAGCCAAGAGGUUACCUUUUGUUUCUUCCGCCAGAAACAUUUCUCUCAAGUGCAUGCAAGACACUGAGGAAUUCCUUUCUGAUCUGAAUUCAGUGAAGCCCAAAGAAUACGCUCUAAGAAUGUAUGACUCCGUCGGGAAGCUUGGGAGCAACAUUCUUAAUGGAAACGUGGACAGGCUGGGAUCUUACAGUGAGUGCCUCUCCACCCACCCGCCCUCAGGGAGCUUUCAGGGGCAGUACUGCAAGCUUCACGUCCUGCAGGAUGGAGCCGACUACAGUGUGGGCGUGUGUGUCCCUGAUUCUUGUGCCGAAGAGGAUGUGACUGCGCUGUCUCGGCUGGAUGUUUUAAGAUUCAGAAAUGCUUCGUUUUUGGCCCCUUCUCUCUCUCUCUUUACUAUAAAUUCUUCCUCCUCGUCUAGUGGGGUUAUAGCCAGAUGUGCUGCUGGAAUGUUUCCCCUCGACACGUUUGUUGCCGUGUGUCUGUUCCUCACCUUGCUGGGCCUUGCCCUUCCUCUGGCUGGAACUGUCUACGUGGCAGCCAGAGGGUGGGGGUCAGACCCCAGAGCAUCACCCGCACCUGGGGCACAUUCGGCCAGUUAUGGGAGUAUGCCUUUGAGAGAGACGAAGAGGAGCGAACAAGGAGAUGGAAUCCAGUGGACAGACUGCCCGGCCCAUCUCUCACUGUCAGGAGCCCCGAGCAGAGGAAAAAGAUUUCUAGGAGCCGUGGACCGUGCUCUGAGAUGCUUUUCUUGGCAGAAGAACGUGCCGGCCAUCUGGACUACAAGGAUGCCAGGAGGCACAUGCUCGGCACUGAAUGGCAUCCGAGUCUUGAGUCUCCUCUGGAUCAUGUCGGGGCACACGAGUCAGAUGACCGCGUGGCUGUCUCUGGAUAAUGUGCUUGAAUGGAAAACCAGAGUGCUCAAAAACCCACUGUACCUUUAUUCCCGGAGUGGCCCUUUCUAUCUGGGGGUUGACACAUUUUUCCUGAUCAGCGGCUGGUUAAGUGCGAGGUCAUUUUUAAAGAUGCAGCAGAAUUCAGACAAGGGAAUAACUGCUAAUGUCAUACUCAGAUACUAUUUCAAUCGCCUUACAAGGUUGCAGCCUCUUCACUUGUAUUCCGUGUGCCUCUUGGUUGGAUUGUUCUCCCUUGUUCCUUGGGGACCCGUCUGGGAAGUGCCCAAGUUCCACCUGGAUAACUGCCGGCAAGCGUGGUGGACAAAUUUGCUGCUGCUAAAUAAUUUCCUGUCGGUUCAGAAUGCGUGCAACGGCUGGACGUGGUACCUCGCCAGUGACUUUCAGUUCCAUCUCACGACACCAGCGAUCAUCUUCAUCUACGGAAAAAGUAAACAUGUCCUCGUCCUCCUCGGGGCCGUGCUGUUCUUGGCGUCCUUCACCGCCACUGCUCUGCUCACACUGGCUUAUGACCUUCCGGUGGCAGCUCCGUCAGAAGCAAGUGAAAAUGUGGCUGUGUUAUAUUUCUUGGAGUACUACUCUAAGCCCUACUGCCGAUGUGGGCCAUUCCUCGUGGGCCUCUUUCUGAGCAUUUUCAUGCACCAAAAUCGCCAGGCAAACAUUCUCAAGACCAAGGUGCAGGCUCUGCUGGGGUGGAUUUGCUCCCUGUCAACCCUGUUCGCAGUGGUUGCUCUGGCGUACACAGUGGACGACACCUCGGCCACCUCUUCAGCUGCCACUGCUGCCUACCAGGCACUCCACCGGACCCUGUGGGCGGCAGCUGUGGCCUGGGUCGUAUUUGCUUGUCAGGAAGGCUAUGGAGGUCUGGUAAACCAGCUGCUUUCUUGCAAUGUCUGGAGUUUCCUGGCUGGCAUCAGUUACGCUUGCUACCUGGUGCACCCCAUCAUCAUCAUCCUCUACAACGGACUUCAGGAAACGCUUAUUCACUACACCGACACCAACAUGUUCUAUCUUUUCUCUGGACACUGUUUGCUGACCUUCAUCGCUGGGCUGGCCCUGACGCUGUUCAUUGAGAAACCAUGUCAGGAACUGAAGGGGUGCCUUCUGGGAUCGACGCCUGUGGGGCCAUGA
Messenger RNA from Equus quagga, 2142 nucleotides. RefSeq names its product O-acyltransferase like protein-like. NCBI's taxonomy places the organism in Eukaryota, Metazoa, Chordata, Mammalia, Perissodactyla, Equidae. The record is from RefSeq and is a predicted model, not a curated record. The transcript has 16 exons. Gene Ontology annotation, molecular function: acyltransferase activity, transferring groups other than amino-acyl groups. The coding region runs from base 1 to 2142 and encodes 713 amino acids.